Molecule: messenger RNA, 1833 nt
Organism: Fonsecaea erecta
Lineage: Eukaryota; Fungi; Ascomycota; Eurotiomycetes; Chaetothyriales; Herpotrichiellaceae
Exons: 4
Coding region: 1-1833 (610 amino acids)
Biological process (GO): fatty acid metabolic process
Molecular function (GO): medium-chain fatty acid-CoA ligase activity
Source: RefSeq, a predicted model, not a curated record
AUGUCGCCCACUGCCUCUUUCGUUUCAGGCCCGCGGACGCCGCCUUUGUGGGAAGAGACUCUGGGAGAACUUGUGAAUCGGCAUGCUGCUCAAUAUGGAACUCACAAAGCAGCCUCCUUUCCCUGGCAACAUCAGACGCUCUCGUACAAUGACCUCGCAAGUCGAAGCGAAGCAAUUGCAAAGUCGAUGUUGGCGAGAGGGUUGAGGCAUGGAGACAACGUUGCGAUCAUGGCCGGAAAUUGCUAUCAGUACCUCGAAACGUUCGUCGCUGCUGCCAGAAUAGGCUGCCCUUUCGUCGUCCUAAACAACACUUACACUCCAAAAGAGAUGGUGUCUGCGUUGAGCGUGUCCUGCAAGUUUCCUCCUUUGAGUCUUUCAGAAGCUGGGCUGACUCGAAUUACAGCUUGCAAACUUCUCUUCAUCGCUGCGAGAAUCCGGUUGAAAGACCUAUCCACCCAUAUCGAAGCGGUGGCAAGGGAACUGAGUACUCUGCCGUGCGUUUCCCUGUCUGCAGGUGACAAUGCAGCGCAUAAGUCCUUGAGGCUAUGCACCUAUUCGUCUUUCGUCUUGGAAGGACGAAACAUCGACCAGGUAGCACUGAAGCGAGUAGAGAGCCGUGUCCGGUGCAAUGAUGUUCUGAACCUCCAAUUUACUUCUGGAACCACGGGUGCUCCCAAAGCAGCGAUGCUGACUCACAAGAACCUAAUCAACAAUGCUCGUCUCGUCGGAACGAACAUGCACUUGAACUCCUCUGACAUCAUUUGUUGUCCCCCACCGCUGUUCCACUGUUUCGGCCUUGUGAUGGGCUUCCUAGCGUCAAUCACCCAUGGCAGCAGAGUUGUGUUCCCUUGCGAUCAGUUUGAUCCUGAUUUGGUCCUCGAUGCAUUGAACGAAGAGAAAUGUACUGCACUCCUCGGCGUGCCAACCAUGUUUAUCGCCGAGAUCGAAGCCAACAAAGUAAAGAAAUACAAAAUCUCAUCCGUCAAGACGGGCCUUGUUGCAGGGUCAUCGGUUCCGCCGGCAUUGGUGAAGCAAUUAGACCAAGAGUUUGGUAUCAAGGGAAUGCUCAUCCCGUAUGGAAUGACCGAGACUAGUCCAGUUACGUUCAUGACUACGUUUGAUGACACGGAAGAAAGACGAACCAAGACCGUUGGGAGAGUGCUACCACAUACGAUGGCCAAGAUUGUCGACCGCACGGGUAAGAUAGUACCGCGUGGUGUGCGAGGAGAGCUCUGCGUAAGCGGAUACGCAUUGCAGAAGGGGUACUACAAUAAUCCAGCAAAGACCGCUGAAGCCAUGAAGAGGGACGAAAAUGGUAUUCUGUGGAUGUACACUGGAGAUGAAUGUGUCAUCGACGAGGAUGGUUACUGUUCUGUAACUGGCCGGAUCAAGGAUAUCAUCAUUCGCGGCGGUGAGAACAUCUUCCCCAGCGAAAUUGAAAGUUGCCUCGCCGAACAUCCCUCCAUCGCGGAGGCCAGCUGUGUUGCCAUCAAAGAUGCCCGGUAUGGAGAAGUCGUCGGUGCUUUCCUCCGCGCACAACCCCGACCUGGCUGCCUCGACCUCGACCUCAAGGAGGGGAACAGAACGCGGCUCAUGCGGCCGAGUUGGAAGGAAAUCAACAACUGGGUGCGCAAGUCGCUGGGCAGCCACAAAGCGCCCAAGUAUGUGUUCUGGAUCGGGGAUGACGGCGUGGGCAACGAGUUUCCUAAGACGGGCAGUGGCAAGAUCAUGAAGCACCUCCUCCGCGACGUUGGGGAGAAGCUUGUGCAAAUGGGCAGAGGGAUGGAAGAGAAAGGAGUGGAGAAGGUGGGAGCAGUGAGAGCCAGGCUGUGA